Messenger RNA from Erythranthe guttata (spotted monkey flower), 3612 nucleotides. Its product is annotated as myosin heavy chain-like protein. The record is from RefSeq and is a predicted model, not a curated record. Lineage: Eukaryota; Viridiplantae; Streptophyta; Magnoliopsida; Lamiales; Phrymaceae.
GGUAAAUCAAGAAUAUUUGCGAGGACGAGUCAACCUCGAAGUUCUAAUACCAACAAAAUAAAUAUACGCAAUUUUAUUAUUUUAUGAUUUUAUAAUAAUACUGUAGUGUUGUUUUAUCUUCCUGGGACGCUUCACGUACCGGAUUUACCCUCGUUGAUAAAAACCAAAUGUUGAGUCAAAUUGAUGGCAAGUGAUGUAAUUUACGUACUAAUUUGGCCUCAUUAUUACCUCUAUUCACUCCCGCUCUUUCCUACAUUUUUGCUGCUGUUCAUUUAUUUUCUCCCCCAAAUUCUACUGUUCUUCUCACCAUACUCCCACCCAUCAAACCCUAGAAAGUAGAAACCCUAAUUAUCAGCUGUACUGGAAAUUAAAGUGAUAUUAAUAGCAAAAGCUGUCGCUUUUUCAAAUAGUUUGUACUGUGAAGUGUGAAUUAUCAGGUUAAAGACGGGGAAGUAUUUAUCCACUCAUUUACUUAUUCAGGUAGCUAUAUGUGUUAUGGGAAGUCAGGAGGCGACGGUAAAUCGCGGAAUUUCGAACGGGAGUGCUGUUUGGAGUGGAAAUGGCUUAGAACUAGUGCACAGUGAGAAUGGGUUGGUGCGGCUGGGUGGCCGUGAAGAGGGGAAUGUAAAUUUAGCUGAGGAGGUUUUGGAGGAUUUAGAGGAGUACUGGGAAGAUAUGAGUGAUAGAUUAAUGAUUUCACGGAUGGUUAGUGAUUCUGUUAUCAAGGGAAUGGUGACAGCUGUGGAACAAGAAGCCGAGGAAAAAAUUGCGGCCAAAGAAUUGGAAAUUGCCAAUUUGAAGGAGCGUAUGCAGUCCCGUGAGCUCGGUACUGGUAAAUAUGACGAUGCGAAUCGGAGGUUAUCUUGUUCUGGUGAUGUCUGUGUGAAACAUGAAAAAAUGAGGGAGGAUUUGCAUGCUUUAAGGAAUUUAGCAAGAGAGCAGUUCUUGAAGGCUAAGAGGGAGAUUGAGUGUGUGAGAGGAUCUAGUUCGAUCAAGAAGAUUGGUUCCAGUUCAGAGUUGCUGGGUUUGGGUGGAAUUUUGCAAGAAAAGCAAUCUGAAAGCUGGAUAAAAGUUGAUAAGAUACUGGGAUGUCUGAAGACAACAGUGGACACUGUCUGCACAAAGUUGGAUGGUAUACUGUUAUCCUCCGAGAUUUCACUUUGUGAGUUGCAAGAAAAUAUAGAUAUAUCAGCAAAACUUGAAGAUAUGGUGAUACAAAGUGUACAUGGAAAUAACUUGGAGGAGUACAAGGAGAACUUGUUGGAACAAAAUGCUCAAUUUUUUGGAGUUCAGAAUGUCAACUGGCUUGAAAAGUUCAACGAUAUUUCUAAAUUAGGUACCCAAUUGGAUGCAAUUCUGAAGUCACUAUCAGUACCUGAAACAGGGUUAGUUUCUCAUGGAUCGCAUGAUUUGGACCAUUUACACCACAAGGCCUUCAACAAUCAUGUUACUCCACCAGCCUCACAUAAAGGAGAAAAUGGGAAACUAGAUGUGUCCAAUAUUCAUGUUGCUGAGAGCUAUGAUCUUCAGCAGCUGAAACACAUGACCAGAGAAGACCUGGUCAAUUACUUCAAUAACACGAUUAUUAAGAUGAAAAGAGACCAUGAGUCAGUUGUACAACAGAAGACUGAAGAAUAUUUUCGUCUUAAAAGAGAAUACCUGAAAGAAAAGGGAUCCUUCGUGACACACAGGAAAGAUGAAGAAUUUGAUGUGGUAAGGAAGAAAAUUCCUGAAGUUAUUUCGAAAUUGGAGCACUUCCUCACAGAAAAUGAAAGAUUUCCUGCAUUAAUAAACGUUCUUGAAGGUACUGGGAAAUUGAAAGAUAGGCUAGACUGCGUUCUCUCUGAAAACCAACAACUGAGAGACUCUCUUGCAAACAAGAAAAUUGAGGUGAAAAGUCUCGAAGCGCAGGUUUCGGGUGCUGCUGCGGAAUUAUUGCAGCGGUCUUUGGCUGAGGAAAACAUGCUAAAGCUUGUGGAGAAUCUCAAGUCAGCAAUGGAACAAUCAUGUUUAGAAGCUUCACUCGGUGAAGAAAUAUAUAAAUCUGCUCUCAGAGAGCAGAUUGCACAAUCGAGGUGCGACUCUGAAGAUUCAAACAUGGAGUUUCUUAUGACUCAAGAUAUAUUUGCUACUGUUCUCCGGGGAGCUGCUUAUCAUGCUGAAACCGCCAACAAAUACGAAAUGGAAGAUUCAGAUAUUGAAUCAUUGAUAUCACAAGGAUUGAUAGAAGUAGUAUUCGCAGAAGCUAUCAAGGAUGCUGGGCAGCAAAUCAAUGAAUUGUAUCGAGAAGUUGCUGUUGAUAAAGAAAUUAGAACUUCUUUAGAGAAAAAAGUUAUUGAAAAGGAAAACGAAGUAAGACUGGAGGUUGAAGAGAAGGAGAAAUUGAAGCAGGAAAUACUGGAUUUGGGAAUAGAAAUGAAACAGAAGGAGAAAUUAGCAAUCAAUCUGACAAUUUUAUUGUCAAAAGAGAAAGAGCAGUUUGAGCUAGCUUCUCGAGAACUUAGUAGUUUAAGGGAACAUGCUAAUAGACAGGAAACAUUGGUUGCUGAGAGCAACAGGGAUUUUAAAAUUGUGAGGUCUCAAUAUUUAGAAGCAUUGGAGAAGAUAGAAGUGGAUAAAAUGGAAAUAGAUAAGCUUAACGAAAAGAUUGGUCAAACAGAAGAAGUAUUAACCGAAGCCAGCAAAGAGAGGGACAGAGCAGUUAUUCUUGCCCAAGGAAUGCGUGAUGAGUUACUAUUAUAUGAAGCUAGAGAGGAGAAGCUGAAAAAGGGAAUGGAAAUGGGGGCGAAUGGACUCUCAAAAUUGUUUAUUGAUUUUGAGCACAGAGUAUUAGGGGCACUACAAAAGAAUACUUUAAGGUUGGAAGGUACUAGUUCUCACUUGGAAGCUCUUACCAAGAAGGCUACUGUACUAAGAAGAACAGGGCAGAUGUACAAACAGAAGUUGGAACACAGAUGUGAUGAUCUCCAAAUGGCUGAGGCUGAGGUUGACCUGUUAGGGGAUGAGGUUGAUACUCUGUCGAGAUUACUCGAGAAAAUAUACAUCGGACUUGAUCAUUACUCUCCAGUUUUAAAGCAUUAUCCCGGGAUUAUUGAGAUCCUUGAGCUGGUCAGGAGGGAGUUGAGGGGAGAAUCUACUAUGAGGACGUGGUCAACUCCUACCAAGGAUGGAUCAAAUCUCUCUAAUGGGCUACGGUAGAUUCUCUGAUACGAUUAUCUUUAGAGAAAGGCUUUUUUUGGAUCAAACCGAGAACUGCACAUACUCAACCAAGGAAACAUCUACAAAGGUCUGGUUCUCAUAGGUUGUAUACUCGUUUCUCGUUAACUUUUGCUUCCAUGUACAUGACCACAUGUAAAUCUGCUGUCACAUUAGUUAGAUUUGUUUGAUGGAGGCUCGAGUAUAUAUAUAUACAUUCGUUUCCUUUUUCUUAGAAACUGAUAUAAAUUCCAACAGGGUGGCAGCUGGUCUCGUUUUGCAAUCGCUGUCUCGUUUUAAAUUAUCUGAUUGCUUUUGUAGCAAAGCUUUUUGUUCAGAAGGGGCUGCACCAUGUCCUUUUGUGUAAUUUAAGACGAUCGGUUACUCUAAUAUAAAUCGCUUAUUUUAUUUUUUUCA